Stomoxys calcitrans (stable fly) is the source of this 1228-nucleotide messenger RNA. Its product is annotated as cuticle protein 21. The transcript has 2 exons. The coding region runs from base 59 to 889 and encodes 276 amino acids. Gene Ontology annotation, cellular component: extracellular matrix. Lineage: Eukaryota; Metazoa; Arthropoda; Insecta; Diptera; Muscidae. The record is from RefSeq and is a predicted model, not a curated record.
GUUCAAUUUUAAACAACCGACAGUGAUUACAUAUCCCCCCAUAAACCUAAGCCUAACAAUGAAAUCGUUCACCGUUGCCGCUGUUGCCUCCACCUUGGCCCUUUCUGCUAAUGCAGGUUUGGCUCCCGUUGCUGGUCCCUAUACUGCUGCUGCCUAUGCUGCUGCUCCUUAUGCCGCCGCUCCUUUUGCUGCUCCCGCUCACUUGGCCGCUGCUCCUUACUUUGCUGGCCCAACUGCUUACUCUGCUCCUUUGGUGGCCAAGAGUUUUGCUGCUGCCCCAGCUUUUGCUGCUCCAGCUCCCUACUACAGUGCCGCCCCAGCUCCCUAUGUAGCUGCUGCCCCAGCACCUUAUGUUGCCGCUCCCGUGGCUAAGACCUUUGCUGCUGCCCCAGCACCCUAUGUAGCUGCUGCCCCAGCUCCCUAUGUGGCUGCUGCCCCAGCUCCCUAUGUGGCUGCUGCUCCAGCUCCCUAUGUGGCCGCUGCCCCAGCUCCUGUCUUGGCCAAGACUGUUGCCGCUCCUUUGGCUGCCCCUGUAGCCGCUCCUAUAGCUGCUGCCCCCGUCGCCGCCCCCAUUGUGGCCAAGGCUGCCUUCGUUGAACCCGAAAUUGUUGAUGCCCAUCCCCAAUACAAGUUCGCCUACGAUGUCCAAGACACUUUGACCGGUGACUCCAAGACCCAGGAAGAGACCCGUGAUGGUGGUGUUGUCCGUGGCUCCUACUCCCUCAUUGAACCCGAUGGUUCCCGUCGUACCGUCAACUACUAUGCCGAUGAUAUCAAUGGCUUCAAUGCUGUCGUUCAAAAGGAUGUGCCCGUCGCCGCCGCUCCCGUUGUGGCUGCCCCAGCUGCCGUUGUUGCCAAAACCGCCUUUGCUGCCCCCAUUGUUGCCUAAAUGAAACAACGUCUCCGCCUUUGAACUAAUGUAGUGAUAGUAGUGAUGCAUGCCAUGACACCUAACCAUUAUCAUCAUCAUCAGACUCCAGUACCUUUAGAAAAUUUUGAAUAUUUCUUGCCAGAAAUAUUUUCAAUUUUGAACAUUUUCGGUUCUUCUACAUUCCAUCUUUGGUUAUGUAACAUAUUACCCAAAGGGCCAUUUUGCUCCAGUGUUUCUCAGUCCAGGAUGCUGUUGAACAGGAAUGCAUUCGGUUGAACGAAUUUCAUUUGUAAAUACUUCUUAGAAAAAAAAAACAUUGUCGUGUCGUUGUAAAAUUACUUUCAUCACUAAAAGACC